Molecule: messenger RNA, 441 nt
Organism: Telopea speciosissima
Lineage: Eukaryota; Viridiplantae; Streptophyta; Magnoliopsida; Proteales; Proteaceae
Product: L-ascorbate oxidase homolog
Exons: 2
Coding region: 1-441 (146 amino acids)
Source: RefSeq, a predicted model, not a curated record
AUGCAUCCACAAACUCAAAUCGAUUCAUCUCUCAACCAGGCCAGAUCUAUCCGAUGGAAUUUGCCUGCAAGUGGUUCGAGACCCAAUCCUCUAGGCUCUUAUCACUAUGGAUUGGUAAACACCGCCCGUACAAUCAAGCUUGCCAAUAAUGCAAACAUCGUUAAUGGCAAGCAGAGGUAUGCUGUUAACGGUGUCUCCUUCGUUCCAGCAGACACACCAUUGAAACUAGCAGAUUACAAGAUCCCUGGAGUCUUCAAUUUUGGAAGCAUUCCCGAUAAACAUCCUGGUCACGGCAAAUGCGACCUUAAGACUUCUGUCAUGGCUGCAGAUUUCAGGGCUUAUGUUGAGAUUGUGUUUGAGGAUUGGACGGACACUGUACAGUCAUGGCAGAUUGAUGGUUAUUCCUUUUUUUUGUUGUCAGGUAAGGUUUAUAGGCCAUGA